Dinoponera quadriceps is the source of this 2714-nucleotide messenger RNA. RefSeq lists its product as uncharacterized. NCBI's taxonomy places the organism in Eukaryota, Metazoa, Arthropoda, Insecta, Hymenoptera, Formicidae. Bases 177 to 818 code for a protein of 213 amino acids. The record is from RefSeq and is a predicted model, not a curated record. The transcript is spliced from 8 exons.
GACGCCUCCGUAGGAGAUUUAGCGCAACGGCACGGAUAUAUAUCGCGGACACGCUCCUGACCGACCGACACAUUCCCUUCGAUUUACUACGACUUAAGAUUAUCCUCUCGCUGUAUCUUCGUGGCUUAACCGUGGGCAGCACCCUUGUCAUAAUCCCGACGUCUUAUUACGUACUGAUGAGUCCGGAUUUACGAGAGAAUUUGGAAGUCGAAGUGCUGUGCUCGAGGUUCGAACAGCUCAAGGAGAUAGUCAAAAAGAUGUUGCAUCAGAUGGGGCAGUUGCGGAACAAACAGCCGGGUUUGUUUUGCAUCAUCGUCUGUUCCGCGUCUAUGCUAAUAUGGCUUUCGGAUUACGUGUUGAACGGCAUGCUGCUCAAAUACGUAUUCUUUAUGCUCAUUCUACUGGCACCGAUAGUGGUGAUAUAUCUACCGGUCAGGAGGCUUCCUGCGCGUCCUCCGCCGAGCAAUCGUAGAGAAUCGGACAGUGAAAUCGAGGAAUUUUUACCAGCUGCGACCGAGACAAACAUUCAGAUACUGACGAAAGCGGGUGAAGUUGGAGAAUACUCGCCAACGCCGACGAGCGCGGUGACGGAAGCACCGAAGGAACAGGAGGAGCAAGAAUUUCUCAACGACGGCGACCUCGCAGGCCACAAAAUGCCCUCGCACGAGGACGGCAGUUCGGAUGGUCUAGAGCUUUCAGAUCUGGAACUCUCGGAGAAGAGCUCCACGUCAUCCCGCUCCAGUCAGAGCGACAGCGAAUUCGAGAUAAUCGACCGGCAGGAGAUCGGCAAGUUGUGCACGCCGCAAAAUUCGACAUAAUGAAAGACGACCGCCGUGAGACUUGAACAACCAACAAAUAAAACAUAGUAAUAUCUUGAUUUGAUUGAUCGUCUAUCUCAGCUUUACAAUCUCCGCUUGAAAAGAAACUAUUUUAAACGAUGAGUCAAGAUGAUUUUCGCUUAAAAAGAAAUAAAAUUUUUCGAGUACAACACGACGGUGUACACGCGGUUUAGAAAGUGUCUCGACUGCUACGACAGUGUGGACGCGAACGAAACCAAAUUUUAUUCAUUUAGACGGAUAGGUGUACCUGAUGUACGUGUACUGUAUGACACCUGACACUCGUACUGUAUUACAAUCAUAUUUAUUAUUUUAACAUUAAUAGGAAUAUGUACAUUUGCGAUGUAAUAAAUAUGCACACGUGUACAAACGUUUUAUCCGGAGUUCAGUCAUCGUGCAGCCAUGCGCUUAAUCCGACCUACGACGGCGAUUAAUUUAGCGAAAGCGCUAUGGCAUACGAGGAUGAAAAUGAUAUAGAGCAAACACACAGUCGGCCGACGAAGUCAAGUUCAAAAGUCGACAGGGUAAAAUGUAGUGACGCAAUGACGCUACAUUUAUUGUAUUAUACUAUACAACUUACUACGAAAGCGCGAAAGCACGAUCAACAGGACUGCACUCGGUAGCGUGCAGAAACGUUUACGCUAAGUGCGUAAGAAUGUAUUAUAUUGUCACAUGUAUUUUGAGAAAUCUAUAGGAGAAAAAUGGAUAGAGGUGCAAGGGAUGAGAGAGAGACAAGAUAGAUUAGAAAAGGGAACGUGCAAGUAGAUCGCGAACUAAUUUUGUGAAAACGAGGGAAGAAAGCACGAUAAGGGACCGGAAACGAAAGCUCCAAGAUAGAAUUAAGCUAAAAUAAGAUAGAGAUAUACGAUAGAAUAAGAAAAUGAAUGUGUACCUAAUCAAAAAAACCAGUCACCCAGUCUCGAAUCAUGUUAUCUGAUGUCACUAAUGGCCUGAUUUUCUUCGCUAUAUGUUGCGUAUUUAUUCUAACGACUUGUUGGAAAGCUUGAUUUUCUAACGACAAUGACCUCGUCGCUGCGUAUACUCGCGAACGGACGGAAGUGACUAUUUCUUGGAGCUCACGGGUCUGGAGUGUCGCGAGGCGAGCUUUGUUAUUCACAUCUUACGAAUAGGAAAUCGCGUGGAAAAAGUGCUGUGAACGAGUGAUUGGCAUUGAAACGAAUUUUCUUCGCACGAUAGCGCGUGCGAGAAGCAGAGGGGACGAGGGACGUACACAAAUCGACUUCUAAUAGCCUCACGUAUGAAGUCAUGCCAUAUUUUAUGCGAAGUUCUACGUCUCAUAAAAAAAAUCUAAGCUGCUAUUCCAAAUUAUAUGUAUGUGUAUAAUUAUAUAUAUUAUGAUUACAUAUAUAUAUAAUGAUUAUACAUUGUUACCUAAAUUUGUAUAACUUCACAUGUUGAGUCUAUUGUGCCGAAAUGUGUACGCAUGUUCACGUGUACAAACGUGUCUAUUCGUUAUGUUAUUGACGUACGGUGUGCGAGCGAACAAAAGAAAGAGAGAGAGAGAAUAUACUAGUUAGGCUCGAUUGUAGGAAAAUAAGCGUAAUGUAAGUAGGUUACAAAUAAUUUAAGGUGUUAGCGUUUAAGAAAACGGAAGAACAUUGUAUAUCCUCAGCGGAAACGACGAACAUAUGCAGACACACCGUAACUCGUGAGAUGUGUAAAAAAUGCGCGCGGGAAGAAUCGAAUUGAGAGAGAGAGAGAGAGAGAGAGAGAGAGAGAGAGAGAGAGAGAGACAGAAGACGAAGAAGAGUGUCGAGUCUAAGUGAAUUUUUGUAGCCCGUUUCUAAUUGGUGUUUGCCGUCUUAUUCUUGUGUACGCAUCUCUAUAUUUGAAAAUAUAACGAACGAUACAAAAAUA